Molecule: messenger RNA, 3847 nt
Organism: Mya arenaria
Lineage: Eukaryota; Metazoa; Mollusca; Bivalvia; Myida; Myidae
Exons: 2
Coding region: 180-2702 (840 amino acids)
Biological process (GO): carbohydrate metabolic process
Molecular function (GO): hydrolase activity, acting on carbon-nitrogen (but not peptide) bonds
Source: RefSeq, a predicted model, not a curated record
AGCGUAUCGGUAAGAUGUUCACAUGCAUCGUUUACAUCGUUUAAAAUUUAACUCGGCGUGGUCGGAGCUGGUUCAAUUUACCGAGCUUUAUUUAUUGAAAACACACUGUUGCGUAGAAGACUUUUAUUAAACAGAAUUACAUGCAAAGUUCAGUGAAUGAAAUAAAAUAGAAAAAGAAGAUGCAACAUCAGAAGUAUUUCGUUGUUUCGAUUUAUUUACUUGGACUGCUGGGAUUUGUUUCGAGCCAAAAAUGCAGAGAGACCUGUCAGCCUCCGGAUUGCUCAUGUCCAAGGUUCAGCUACCCGAUGGACAGGCACGAAAUUCCGCAGAUGGUCUACUUUGGCUUCGACGACGCAGUGAAUCCAGUGAUGUCUUCGUUGUACGAUAAAAUAUUUAUUGAUGAGAGAACAAAUCCAAACGGAUGUCCGAUUAAAAUGACUUUGUUUAUAUCUCAUCAAUAUACGGAUUACAACAGAGUGAAAAGGUUUUAUGAAAACGGCCAUGAAAUAGCAGUUCAUAGUGUCACCCACUCCGCUAUUGAUAAUGAGAUAAUAUUGAGAAAGGAGGCUAAAGAACAGAAGGACAAUUUGGUUAAAUUAGCAGGAGUUUCACCGGAGGAUAUCGUAGGAUGGAGAUCGCCGUUUUUGAAGCCUGCUGGGAACAGUCAGCCGAAAGUCCUGAAAGAGCUAGGUUACGAAUAUGACAUAUCAUUGACGUAUUCUAGACCUCAUUUGGACGUUCCAAAACCAUGGCCCUUUACUAUGGACAAUGGCUGGCCAUACAAAUGCGGCGUACCCCCUUGUCCUACUGGAGCCCGCGUUAAAAACUUCUGGGCCGUCCCUGUCGUAAGCUUGAUGGACCACAAAGACCAGUAUCCAUGUUCCUUCGUGGAUGGUUGCGUAGUUCGAGCAUCCAGUGAGAACAAUGCGUACAAGUACCUUAUGGACAAUUUCAUGUCAUAUUACAACACUACACGGACACCCUUUGGUCUGAACAUGCACGCUGCAUGGUUCUACACGCGCUACAACCUCAAGGCGAUGAUUCGUUUUGUGGAAGACAUUGGCAAGCUGGACGAUGUAUAUGUGGUAACAGUCAAACAAAUGCUUGAUUGGAUGAAGAACCCGACUCCCGUAUCCAACAUUAAGAAUCUAAAGUCAUGGCAGUGUUCUGACAAACCAGCAGCAUCUGACGGCCUUGCAGUCUCUUCUCCGCUUCCUGCUACGACCCGCAGGCCAUUUACUCGCCACCCCCUAAACCAAAUACCCACGAACAACCAGUGGCCGAUCCCGAUGGAGUGGAGAAACCAGAUUAGCAGGAACAGACCAUUUGUGCAAGUUCGGACCGCUCCCAGAUCAACACCCACUACAAAAAUCACGCCUAAACCGACGACUACUACGACAACCACUACUACACCUAAACCGACAACAACUUCAACCACAACCACCACCACCACCACCACCACAACAACAACACCUAAACCGACAACAACUACCACAACCACACCUAAACCGACAACGACUACCACAACCACAACGAAGCCCACUACUACAACUACAACUCCCCAAACCACUACGACCAUAAGAACAACCAGAACACCGAAACCAACUACAUCAACAAGCGAAGCAACCGAGCUCAUCGAAAAUGGUCCCAUUGAGGACCUAUUUGGUCACAUUUCUGAUUUUGAAAUACCAAAUAAUCCUCCUCGACCAGCCGCGCCAGCUCUGCCUUGGUGGAAAUCUGUAGUUGAUACCUCAGCGAUAGACAACGAAGGAACUUUAUGUAUCCAAGGACUAAAUUGUCACCUUCCAAAUUGCUUCUGUCAGGGAACUAUCGUUCCAAAUAACAUGAAGUUAAGCGACAUACCUCAACUAGUUUAUUUGACGAUUGAUGGGUCUGUCAAUGCACCUCUUUACAGACGGUACAGACAGUUUGUAAUCGGCAAGCGAAACCCGAACGGAUGUCCAGUUCGAGGAACAGUCUUUGUCACUGGCAUGGGUUCCCGUCCUCGCCUUAUCAAAGCACUGAAAAACAUUGGAGCUGAAAUAGCUUUACGUGGAUUACACCAGCAUCACUACGAUACCGCAAAACACCUCGAAGUUGAGCUAAAGGCACAGAUAAGAGCAAUGAAGACUCUCAAUAUAACAGCAGAGGGCUGGAAGACUCCAGAACUAAAGGCACUCGGAAAUGACCAAUUCAGUCUUUUACAGGAGAAUGGUAUGAAGUACGAUACGACCAUUUUAGAGAGUGUACCGAAAGCGGGUGAAUUCAAGCAUUGGCCGUACACUCUUGACUACAGCUACAAUGGUGACUGUACAGUCCCCAUUUGUCCUACAAAGAAAUUCCCAGGAAUCUGGGAGCUACCCUCAAACUCCCUACAUGACUACAGAAAAAUGUUCGAAUGUGCCUACAUUGACGGCUGUAUGUUCAACCCUCCUACCAUGCUUCACACCGAGAACUUCCUUUGGGAUAACUUUAUGGAAGGCUAUGAGACAAAUAAGGCACCUUUUGGUAUACAUUUGCGACAAGUCUGGUUCUCGCACCCAGCAUACAGGGAUAACCUGCAGGGACUCAUGAAUUUUAUAGACAAACUUUUAACGCUCAAAGAUGUUUACCUAGUCAGUGCAGGCGAUGUAAUCACAUGGAUGAAAAAUCCAGUUGCAGUAAAGGACAUGACGAACACUACUCCUUGGAACUGUGUUUGAGAAAUGUAUGCAAACCGACAUAACUCGAUCCUUUUUAGGUAGAAUUAACUAUUUAAGGUCCUACCAAUGGAGGGAAAACUAUAAAAUGUCAUGUUUGUAUUUAUCAAUGGUGAAAACAAGCUUUAUUACUUCGAACAUUUAUGUAAAGAUGAUAUGAAAACGCCUAAAGAUGCGCAUAUCAAUGCAUCCGUGAUAAACCUUUGAACUCGGACAGACUGCACAAGCAUCAUAAAACGAUUUAUUAUAAAAUGGGGGUUGCCGGCUUGGGACGGUCUAUUAAAAUGACGGGUCUGUUGUCAGAACAGAACCAAUAUUUUAUUGUAAACUCUUUUACAUGUAACUGUUUUUAAAUAGAAAUACCGGCAUAUGAUGCUUAGCAACGGCAUUGAACGGUGUCAUGACAACGAUACAUUUCUUCAUAUCGUUGUACCGUGCACACUAGACAACGUCAAAAUCAUAUUCACAAAGCAAGGCAAAAAUAAAACAAAUUCCCCUUUAUAUAGGUUACAAUUUUAAAUGUAGUCAUAAGCAAAUCGUUCGUAACAAUUGAAAUCAAAUGAUGUCAUAGCUUGUUGGUUCUUCGUUACUUAAUCUGCUUGCAGAAUAUUGUCUAUCUGCAUGUGCAGAAUAUGGUCUAUCUGCAUUUGCAGAAUAUGGUCUAUCUGAAAGGGCAGAAUAUGGUCUAUCUGAAUGUUUGGUUGGUUGAAUGAAAUACAUAUUUAAGUACCUGUACUCCUUUCUUUGUUAAUGUUGGUGACGUUUGUGUACAUUAAAUGAGUAAAUUAGUAAAAACAGGUGCUACUGAUUAUACUAUUUAUUAAAGGAAAUAACACAUUGACACAUAAUUAAUAUUAUCAUUAUACAUGUAAAUUAUCAUCAGUCUAAAUAUGAGCGAUCGUCAUAACCAGAGUGGAACAUAGUUUAUGAUACUUGUACGUUAUUUAUUCAAUAUCAUUAAGGAGGAUCUGAUGGUGACACUUUGUUUAGAAAUAAUGAUACAUGUAAUAGGGCAUCAUCAACAUAAAUUUUAAGUUAUUAACAUGCUUAUUGAAAUACCCUUGUACAUACUUAGUUUGAUUCCGUUGCUGUAAAAUUGCAUUUGCGAACUAUUGCAUGUUUUAAAACAAAUAAAGAAAUUCCCACUC